UUAAAUAUAGUCGGUUCAAUUACUGUUGAGAUUAAAUUUGCUGAAAACUAGAAAGAUAAAAAACAUCUACAUACAUAAAUAUAUUAAAGAAAAUGCCUAUUCGCAACAUUCCACCAUUUGUCUUGAGCUUGGAUUCGACUCCAUACUUCAACCACGAUGUAUAUCCAAAUCAUAUUUAUCGACGAUUGCACGAGCGUCAACAUCAUCCAUUGGAUUUAGGCACAUUGGGGUUAUUAGCGCGUUUAGGUCCACACGCUAAACACUUAGUGGCUAACAAACAUAACGCAGAAUGCGAUAUUGCUAGUCGUUUCGGAAAGAAUGGUUUUGAAGUGCAUCUCGACGUUGGUUUAUUCAAACCUGAGGAUCUUAGUGUGAAAAUAGUAGAUGAUUCAUUAGUGAUUGAGGGUAAACAUGAAGAGCGCGAAGAUGACCAUGGACAUAUUUCACGUCACUUUGUGCGUCGUUACGUACUUCCCAAAGGCUAUGAUCCGGAUACUAUUGUGUCGACUUUAUCAUCGGAUAGUGCAUUAACUGUGCGUAUACCCUCCCCACCCCAGCUCCCAGAACUAGAGAAAAAGGAACGUGUAAUAGAAAUACAGCAGGUUGGCCCUUCUGACAUAUUUUUAAAGAGCAAAAGCCAGGAGGAGGCUGAUGCCGCUCAGCCAGCAUUAAAAUAAGCACACAUGCAUACAUAGUGAAAUUAAAGUUUAUGUUAGUGACAUAAACAUAGCUUUGCAUUUACAAAGCUACUCUAAAGUGUUUUAAAUAUCUGCCAUUCUUAUAUACUAUGCACAUACACACAUACAUACGUACAUAUAUGUGUUUUAAAGCUAUUGUGAAACAUUAAAUGCAUUAAGCAAAAAAAUAAUAAGCAUAUUUAGAAUUGUGGUAUAUUAUACGAAAUAUUUUACUUAUACUACAUAUAUACUUAAUUGCAAUUUUUUUAAGUGAAACCUUAUCCUAUUGGAAAAUUU
Molecule: messenger RNA, 974 nt
Organism: Anastrepha obliqua
Lineage: Eukaryota; Metazoa; Arthropoda; Insecta; Diptera; Tephritidae
Gene: Hsp67Bc
Product: heat shock protein 67B3
Exons: 1
Coding region: 93-677 (194 amino acids)
Biological process (GO): response to heat; protein refolding
Molecular function (GO): protein folding chaperone
Source: RefSeq, a predicted model, not a curated record